Molecule: messenger RNA, 1955 nt
Organism: Zerene cesonia (dogface butterfly)
Lineage: Eukaryota; Metazoa; Arthropoda; Insecta; Lepidoptera; Pieridae
Product: queuosine salvage protein
Exons: 4
Coding region: 553-1566 (337 amino acids)
Source: RefSeq, a predicted model, not a curated record
UAUGUGCAUAAAAUUGGAUUCCUAUUAAUAAGUUUUUUUUGACGUAAAAAUUUAUGUGGUACAACGUCUCUUAACUAACGUAACUUCUACAUUUAGAUUGUUAACUCGCUAAAUGUAAUUACACUUUAAAAUUAGUGACGACGACGUAUACCCGUAUGCUACUGUUUGACAACGUGUUAUGCACUAUUCUCUGGUCUCUGCAGCUACAGCUCUUGGACAACGAAUGCAGAACGUGUAAUAUACUUACGUUCUACUAGUAUUGUAUUAUGUCAUCUGUGGUUUAACGUUGAACUUUGAAGCACAAAUGUGGAGGGUAGUAACUAGUUCUUAAUCUGUAGAGGGGAUUGACAGGAGUAAAGAUUAGCUGAUAAGCGAUAAUAGAUCUUCAGAUGAUACGAUAAGCAUAUUAAAGUGCUAGAUAAGGAUUAUGAAGUGUUUGAUGUUUUUAAAGUUUAGAAUUGAACAUUUAUUAGUAUCAGUUGUUAUUUCUUUGCAAGCCGGUAUAUAAUUAGUUCGCAGUAUUGUUCAAAAUUUAAUUCAAAUAAUAAAAAUAUGGUACGGAAAGACGUGAUGUCUCCAGCAGAUUCUGGUAAAUAUAUUGCAAAAUUAUCCCAACAUGUUAAAAUACACGACGAAGGAAUUACAAAACUAUGUGACGAGAUACUCAAAUCAAUAAAGGACAAAAAGAUUACUAUCCCCGAGAUAGGCACAAGUUCCAUCCAGCCCACUAAAGAUCACCCCAGAGCAGCUGAUUGGGUUUUUGUGGUGGAUGCACUGAACUUUUGUUUCUGGUCAAAGAGCAAGGAACAACAGUGGACAGUGGACGGUCACACUGGAUAUUGUGCUCUGGAAGCUGCAUUGUUUAGAGCUAUUAAGGAUGGGUAUGACAUCACAAACCCAGAAUACUACUCAAAAAUAUCAAGGGAAGACUUAUCAAAAUUAUUCAAAGGUGACACAGAUGCGGAAAUUCCUUUAUUCCAAGAGCGAAUAGAUGUUCUACAUGAAGUAGGUUCCAUCCUGUUGCAUAAAUACAAUGGAACAUUCGAGACAUGUGUGCAAGAAGCAAAUAAAUCGGCUGCCAAAUUACUCCAUAUUGUGGUAGAAAACUUUCCAUGCUUCAGAGAUGAGGCCAUGUAUAAGGAACGAAGAGUCUCUCUGUACAAACGAGCCCAAAUACUUGUUGCUGACUUGUGGAAUUUCUUCGGAGGCACCGGGUGGGGAGAGUUCAAGGAUAUAGAUGUGAUAACUAUGUUUGCUGACUAUAGAGUCCCACAAGUGUUGGUUUAUUUUGGUGUGUUGAGUUAUAGCGAUGAAUUAAUGGACAAAUUGAGAAACGACAUUCUUCUACCGAGCGGGUCAGAAGAAGAAGUCGAAAUAAGAGGUUGUUCAAUUCACGCAGUGGAAUUGCUCAAGAAGAGUUUGCAACAGAAAAUAAGAGAUAAAGAGGAGAGUAUAGAAGUUCCAAAUUCAAGUUUAAUUGAUUAUUUUUUGUGGUGCUACAGACGGAAACAUGCGCAAGAGAUGGAAAUAGUUCCAUAUCACAAGACAUUAGGUAUUUAUUAUUGAAUCUGUGAUGAAUAUCUUAAAAGAUUUUCUCAAUAUUUGUACAAGUUUGUAGUUUAUACUAGAGAUGCCAAGAAUAUUCGGCAACUAUUCGGUAUUCGGCCUAUUCGGCCACUUUUAAGCUAUUCGGUAUUCGGCCGAAUAAUACGUACUAUUCGGCCGAAUACCGAAUAGCAAAUCAAUGAAAAAAAGACACAUCAUAUUACUUAAAAUUAUCUAUUUAUUUCCAAAUUACAACUCUUUAGUAAUUAAAAUUGAUCAGUGGUAAGUUGUGAUGGAUAAAAACAAGCUUAUCAGCAAUUAUUGGUAGCAAACGACUACGCUUUUCAUCGUAAAUGAUACCAGCCUCAGAAAAUAACCUCUCACUAUACACGCUACUUCCAGGAGAAGAA